This is a messenger RNA of Vairimorpha ceranae, 535 nucleotides long. RefSeq lists its product as hypothetical. NCBI's taxonomy places the organism in Eukaryota, Fungi, Microsporidia, Nosematidae. The record is from RefSeq and is a predicted model, not a curated record. The annotation marks the transcript as partial. The transcript has a single exon.
AUGUUAUUUUUGUUUCAAAUAAUUUUUUGUUCAAAACAAAUAUUAGAUCAUAAUGAACCAUUAGAUCUAAGAAUAAAUAUAUCAAGUACUUCAAGAGCAUACGAAAAUAAAGGAUUAGGUGAGAAUGUAGAUAUACAACAAAAGAGUCAAGAAAAAAGAAGUGCAAAUUUUGCUGUAGAACAUUAUUCCUCUAAAAGAUUUUCAUCUUGUGGUUCAAAUAUUGAGUUUAAUAAUAUUUUAACUGAAAAUAAAAAAGUGUUACAAGCACUUAAAGAAAAGUUUUUUUUAAAUAUGAAAAAACAAUCACCUACAGAUCUUAUCCAUUUUAACUUAAGCAAAAAUUCUAAAUAUCAUAGCAUUCGCAUUCGCAUUUUCUUGCAUUCUAGAUGGUUUAAAACUUUUACAAAUGAAACUUUUGAACUUCUUAUGAAUGACAUUGUAACUCUUUGCCUGUCAGAAAAUACUAAAAAGUUUUUUUUUGAAUUGGUUGAAUUUCUUAAAGAAGUUGCACAGUUUAUUGCUAGCUUUAAAAGCC